AUGGGGAUGCCUUCACACGGCGCUUUGGGAUCUCCGCGGCAAAACGCAGAAAAGAUAUCAUUCGGCUUAUUUAUUGCUAAGAAGCCUGGGCUCUUGGAGUCAAUUUAUCAGGAGGCUCCAAAGAGAGGAGAGCGGAGCGAGCGCAGCGCAGCGCUUCUCCAGGGAGACGUCCUCCGAAGCCGGGAGCUUCAGACCCAUGCAGAUGCAAAAGUCCAAGUGCUGGACAAUCAAAACGUGUCGAAUGGAUGUGUGAGUAAAAUUUUGGGCAGGUAUUACGAAACUGGCUCCAUCAGACCCAGGGCAAUCGGAGGUAGUAAACCGAGAGUAGCGACUCCAGAAGUUGUAAGCAAAAUAGCACAGUAUAAACGAGAGUGCCCCUCCAUCUUUGCGUGGGAGAUUCGAGACAGAUUACUAUCAGAGGGGGUCUGUACCAACGAUAAUAUACCCAGUGUAAGUUCAUGAAAAAAACCUUCUAUCUGCUGUGUACAAUGCCUGGGUAGCUGUAGCGAGCCUCUGUUCCCUUUGUUUUGAUAUCAGAUGAGAGGAUAGCAGGUUCACAUCAUUUGCAUGUGGCAGGGUCAGACACCUUUUUUCAUGCAGAACCUGAGAAAUGCCUUUAAGGAGGAAAAAAAAAAAAAAAUCCCGGGUCAUCCCUUGUGCCUGACGCCUCAGGAUUUCGAGCAUCGGUUAAAAUCAUCAGUCUGUUUUCGCAGGGUUGUGGUUUUUGGUUUGGGGUGUUGUUUUUUCUUCUUCUUCUU
Struthio camelus australis is the source of this 758-nucleotide messenger RNA. Lineage: Eukaryota; Metazoa; Chordata; Aves; Struthioniformes; Struthionidae. The record is from RefSeq and is a predicted model, not a curated record.